AUGCGUAGUGGGACGAUUGCAAAUGGCCGCUCCUCGCAACCACGCUUGACAUCGUCGUUCCCUCGCGAUAAGUUGACGGCGGAAAGUAAGGUUAAUGGAAAAAAGUUUAUCAAAACAACAAAUACAAUAAUAACAAUAAUAAUAAUCAUACCCGUGAAAUUUUCACGGCUUUCUUUCUUUCUUUCUUUCUUUCUUUCUUUCUUUCUACCGUAUUUCUUUCUUCUUUUUUCUUUCUUUCAUUUUCUUGCUUUCUUUUUCUUUCUGUCUUAUUCUUUCUUUCUUUCUUUCUUUCUUUCUUUCUUUUUUUCUUUCUUUCUUUUUCUUGUUUUCUUUUUCUUUCUAUCUUAUUUUUUCUUUCUUUCUUUCUUUCUUUCUUUCUUACUUUUUCUUUCUUUCUUUUUCUUGCUUUCUUUUUCUUUCUAUCUUAUUCUUUCUUUCUUUCUUUUUCGUUCUUUUUUCUUUCUUUUUCUUGCUUUCAUUUUCUUUCUACGUUAUUCUUUCUUUCUUUUUCUUUCUUUCUUUUUCUUGCAUUCAUUUUCUUUCUAUCUUAUUCUUUCUUUCUUUCUUUCUUUCUUUCUUUCUUUCUUUCUUUCCAUCGUAUUUCUUUCUUAUUUUUUCUUUCUUUCUUUUUCUUGUUUUUUUUUCUUUCUAUCUUAUUUUUCUUCAUUCUUUCUUUCUUUUUCUUUCUUACUUUUUCUUUCUUUCUUUUUCUUUCUAUCUUAUUCUUUCUUUCUUUCUUUCUUUCACUUUACUGCAGCUAUGAAUUGUAUAUUUUUUUCUCUUCCUCUCUCUCUCUCUCUCUCUCUCCUUCUUGCCCCCCCCCCUUCGUAUUCAUCUUCCGGAGGUUUGAAUGAAAAUAUACUGUCUAAAUCUAUCUAUCUAUCUAUCUAUCUAUCUAUCUAUCUAUCUAUCUAUCUAUCUAUCUAUAUAUAUAUACAUACUUCAUUUUAG
Molecule: messenger RNA, 951 nt
Organism: Acanthosepion pharaonis
Lineage: Eukaryota; Metazoa; Mollusca; Cephalopoda; Sepiida; Sepiidae
Source: the annotation of a GenBank genome assembly